This is a messenger RNA of Acanthoscelides obtectus, 891 nucleotides long. The record is from the annotation of a GenBank genome assembly. NCBI's taxonomy places the organism in Eukaryota, Metazoa, Arthropoda, Insecta, Coleoptera, Chrysomelidae.
AUGUUACUGUCUGUUUUCGGCAACGAAGCGCCACAUCAGUCGACAAUUUCCCGUUGGUAUGGAGAAUUCAAACGUGGACGGGUCAGUCUUAGCGACCAUCCCAGGGUGGGUGCACCAAAAACGGCAGUAACCCAGGAAAACGUCGAUGCUGUGCGCAAACUCAUCAUUGAAGAUAGACAUGUGACAUAUCGCGAGAUUGAGGCAUCCUUGAGGAUCUCAAAGACCUCAAUUCAAAAAAUUUUACAUGAAGAAUUAGGAGUAAGAAAAUUAGUUUCUCGUUGGAUACCCCACCUGUUGACUGAAGAGCAGAAAGCAGCCAGGGUUAAUUGGUGUCAAAAAUCGCUUGAUCGUUUCAAUUCCGGAAACUCAAAAAAUAUGUACAGCAUUGUUAGUGGUGAUGAAUCGUGGAUUCACUAUUACGAACCAGAAAAUAAACGACAUUCGGCUGUUUGGGUGUUCCAAGGUGAACAAAAGCCAACAAAAAUGGUCGCGACAUUUGUGUCAAAAGCGGUUCAUAUUGCAACAAUUCCUCUUAAUGAGCAAAGAACUCUUCGAAAAAUCAACCCCGAAGGAAGAAUCAUCCUCCACCAAGACAAUGCAAGCUCGCACACAGCCCAAAAGACAAGGCAGUAUUUAAUGGAAGAAAACGUGGAAUUAUUGGACCAUCCUCCAUAUAGUCCCGAUCUAAGUCCUAGCGAUUUCUUUACUUUCCCGAAAAUUAAAAAAAGACUGCGUGGUCAAAGGUUCCAGUCACCAGAAGAAGCAGUUGACGAAUUCAAAAAUGCCGUUUUGGAUCUGCCAGCAAACGAGUGGAAUAGGUGCUUCGAAAAUUGGUUCGAGCGCAUGCAGAUGUGUAUUAAUCUUCGUGGAAAAUACUUCGAAAAACAAUAA